Messenger RNA from Cladocopium goreaui, 525 nucleotides. Lineage: Eukaryota; Dinophyceae; Suessiales; Symbiodiniaceae. The record is from the annotation of a GenBank genome assembly.
AUGAAGCUUUGGCAUCAGAUGCUGGUGAUGAGCAUGAAAGGCAUGAGCAGCAGUGAAAUGCGGACUUUACUCCAACGCAUCUGUAACGUCAAUGAGAUGACGAAGAGGGCCAGGCAGAAGAAAAAUGCUCAUGAUGCCUCCAUUGACGUAAUGUCUGAGGCAGAACAGGCACUCUUUCAGGAGAUCGCCGCAGAUGAUGCUUUCGGGGAGGAUGUCACUCGAGCAGUGCGCAACGACCAAUUGCGACAUCAGGAAGCUUUCUAUCCAGCAUAUGCACAUGGUGCAAGCCCGGCUUGGAUGCAACAGAUGUUGGGUUGGCAGCUUGCAGCUGAUCUGCCACAUGGUCAGCUUCCUCAAGCCAUGCCACCGGCACCACCAGCACAGGGCCCUCCGAUGCUGGAACUCAGUGGUGUGGGCUCGGGGGUUGCCUGGACCGAGCCGUGGGCGCCGUGGCAGUGGAACAAUUUCUCCACUGCCAGCAGUUCAGGUGCACCAGCAGACCUGCCAAUGUCCGAGCUGCAGUGA